GCGUACUCAUUGGGAUGACGUCAGUCUAGAUGUAAGCAGCCAUUUUGUUAGCUAACUGUAGGUAGCCGCUGGCGCGUGUCGUUGCUAAUUGGGUGCGUUGUGCGUAGCACAGCUUGGACUUUCAAUUUCACCGUCGUGUUUCGAAAUUUUACUUGUACUUUUCGACCGUAAGGCCGCAGGUAAGAAGACUGCGUUUAUAUACGUUAACUGCGAGUCCACAGCAAAAGUGGAUGCUUAUUCAUUUCUCAAACGCGCUUCCGUUUGCUAGCUUUGGUAGCUAGCUAGCUAACGUAUUUGCCGUCGACAAAGGAGCUAAGUGACGCCUUUCGUCCUUUUCCCCAGGUCAAUAAAACCAAACGUUCGCGCAUACAAAAGUCACAAGGGUGUCGACUUUUCGGAAUUUCUUGCAUUUCAAUUUGCUUCACGGGGAGCAAAUUCGAGUUGCGUGUGUAGCUCCCUCGUAGUGAGGUAGCACCCAGAGGCUUCAAGCUGGCUACCGGCCUUUCAGAGAACAUGUCCGAGUUGUACAUUCGGGUGGCAGAAGACGAGAACGAGGAGCCGAUGGAGAUUCCGUCGGAAGAUGAUGGCACCGUUUUGCUGUCGUCUGUCGCGGCCCAGUUUCCAGGGGCUUGCGGACUCCGCUACAGAAAUCCAGAGUCCCAGUGCAUGCGCGGAGUCCGGCUUGUGGAGGGCGUCCUGCAUGCGCCAGAGAGCGACUGGGGAAAUCUGGUCUACGUGGUCAAUUACCCCAAAGAUAACAAAAGAAAGAUGGAGGAAAUUGAUGCUGCCUCAGCUGUGAAAGUCAAAAGGGGUUAUCAGAAGACGUCAGACCUUAUUGUCCUUGGCCUUCCCUGGAAAACCACAGAACAAGACCUGAAAGAUUAUUUCACCACCUUUGGAGAGGUCAUCAUGGUACAGAUCAAGAGGGAUGCAAACACGGGCAACUCCAAAGGAUUUGGCUUUGUGCGCUUCACUGAAUAUGAAACCCAGGUUAAAGUGAUUUCUCAGAGACACAUGAUAGAUGGACGAUGGUGCGACUGCAAGCUCCCCAACUCAAAGGCGUUCCCCGACGAGCCCAUGCGGAGUCGCAAAAUCUUCGUGGGCCGCUGCACGGAGGACAUGACCCCUGAUGAGCUGCGACAGUACUUCAUGCAAUAUGGAGAAGUGACAGACGUUUUCAUCCCAAAACCCUUCCGGGCGUUCGCAUUUGUCACAUUCGCCGACGACCAGGUGGCCCAGGCCCUGUGCGGAGAGGACCUGAUCAUCAAGGGCGUCAGCGUGCACAUCUCCAACGCCGAGCCCAAACACAACAAUAGUAGGCAAAUGAUGGAAAGAGGGCGCUUUGGGGCGGGCGGCUUCGGUCAGGCGUACGGCGCUAGUCGUGGCGGGUUGGGUGCGGGCGGAGGGGGGAAGGGUGGGGUCAACUUCAGCGCCCUGGGCCUUAAUCCCGCAAUGGUGGCGGCCGCCCAGGCGGCGCUGCAGAGCAGCUGGGGGAUGAUGGGCAUGCUGGCCAACCAGCAGGGGAUGACCACGGCGGCGGGGGGCACAGCCGCCACCACUCGGGAUCAGACGUACAGCUCCACCAGCACCAGUUACAGCAGCCCCACCGCGGCCAGUCUGGGCUGGCCCGCGGGUACUAACUCGGCCUCGGGCAGCGGCUUCAGCUCUGGCUUUGGCGGCUCCAUGGAGACAAAGUCUUCCAACUGGGGCAUGUAGUUAAGUAGUUCAGUUGAGCUCCCCGGCCAGGGCUCGGGCCCCACUGUUAAAUUUGUUAAAUGUUAAGUUAAAUGUUUGAAAAAGCCCAAAGCCUUAGUUGGACGUGUUGUUGAGUUUAGCGUGGCCCUCGGAGAUUAGGCAAAUGUCCAAAUUCCCCAGCCCUGGUCUAGCCUAAUCUGGUAAGUACUAUCACAAAAACAAACAACCCCCCCCCCCCCCCCCCCCCCCUUAACAAGCAAGUUGAAAAAUGUGACAGUAGUUAUGGAUGGGUUUAGUUAGCUACUUUUCAGAAAGUGACGCGUGCAUGCACCGUUGAUUGUAAAGGUGCGUGAGUACCACCAGACCGCUGGUUCCCCUCAAAGUGGGCUCGAGAUCAUUGUUGUAUAUGCAAUGCAUUUUUUUUUCUUUUUUCCCCUUCCUUCUGACCUAAUCUGAUGGAAACGCCUUGCCAACCAUCUCUC
Messenger RNA from Syngnathoides biaculeatus (alligator pipefish), 2177 nucleotides. It is a transcript of the gene tardbpa, whose product is annotated as TAR DNA binding protein a. Bases 514 to 1716 code for a protein of 400 amino acids. Gene Ontology annotation, cellular component: nucleoplasm. The transcript has 5 exons. NCBI's taxonomy places the organism in Eukaryota, Metazoa, Chordata, Actinopteri, Syngnathiformes, Syngnathidae. The record is from RefSeq and is a predicted model, not a curated record. Gene Ontology annotation, biological process: regulation of gene expression. Gene Ontology annotation, molecular function: RNA binding.